Molecule: messenger RNA, 2490 nt
Organism: Liolophura sinensis
Lineage: Eukaryota; Metazoa; Mollusca; Polyplacophora; Chitonida; Chitonidae
Product: leucine-rich repeat protein lrrA-like
Exons: 2
Coding region: 136-2490 (784 amino acids)
Cellular component (GO): cytoplasm
Molecular function (GO): protein binding
Source: RefSeq, a predicted model, not a curated record
CCUUUACAUAUGGAGAAGUGUACUGAUGUCUGCAUAUCCUGAUUAGACUAGUAUGACUUGACCAAGGAUAAGUCUUCAACUUCAAGGAUUAUUUUCUUGGAAGCUUCUAUAUACACAGAUAACAGAUAACCGAAAAUGAGUAAGAAGAGGAAGGAAGACGAUAAGCCACCUCCCGUAUCGGGUCCUGGCAGUCGGAUUGUGGGCUUACCCAGCUCUCUCAGGAAACACCUUAAACAAAUCGAGUACCAAGCUUGUCUUGUCGUUGACUUCGCAACAGGAGGCCUGAAGAAACUGCCCAUGGAUAUUUUCAAGAACGAAGAAGUGUGCGACCUUGCGAGGAAGUUCCUGGUGGGAUGCAAUAAGCUGAAGAAGAUACCGAAGGAUAUUGGUGAGAUGGUCAAUGUGGAGUUGAUUGACGUGAGCAUCAACCAGUUAUCCUCGUUACCGGGCACUAUCGGCAAAUGCAAGAUGCUGAAAGUGCUAAACGCUGAGCGAAAUUGCCUGAAGAGUCUGCCGAAAACUCUUAAUAAACCGGCUUUCCUUAAAACCAUCCUGGCGUCUAACAACAAGAUCAAGUCGUUACCGAACACGAUGAACAAAUGCCUGGCGCUGGAAACAUUGGACGUAUCCCAUAACCAAGUGAAAAGCCUGAAAAAGACGAUUUACCAAUGUAGUAUCAGUUUAGAUAUCAGCCACAACAGGCUGUCCGAUCUGCCCGACGCUACAGGUGUGAAAAAGUCCGCGAUCAAGUCAAUCAACGCUUCCCACAAUAUGAUCACGUUCUUACCGGAAACCAUCCAUAUUGUGACGACACUCACCUGGUUAGACAUUUCCCACAACGAACUGGAGGAAAUUCCUCGGGAACUGGGUUUCCUGAAGUACCUCGAACAUCUCAACAUGGGUUACAAUCGUGUGACCUUCCUACCAGAAGAGAUUUGCAACAUGGGAAAUUCUCUCCGCUUCAUGGACGCCUCCAACAAUAACUUGGAUUCGCUACCGUCUAAGUUUAACACCAUGAAGCGUUUGACGCACUUAGACUUGUCAAAGAACAGCAUUGAUACGCUCCCGAAUAAAUUCCACGAGCUUGUAGAAUUAAAGACCCUGGACCUAUCAGGAAAUAAGUUAGCGUCCAUUGACACAGUGACGAAACUCGUCAGUUUGGAAACUUUGUCUGUGGCGAACAAUUUCCUGGUGGAAAUUCCUGAGGAAAUCGGUAAACUGAAAUGUCUGGUGUCAAUCGACGUUUCUGGAAACGCCAUUAAGCAGAUCCCACAAGAACUUGGUUUGGUUCCUACCCUGAAAACCAUCAAAGCUUCAGACAACAAAAUCCCGGCCAUUCCGGACAUGUUUGGAGACAAGCAACUCCUCCAAGAUUUGGAUUUUUCGGGAAACUGGCUGACUGGCGUUCCGAGUGACCUGAGAAAGCUGCGCACCGUGGAAAGUCUCAAUCUCUCCCGUAACACGAUAUCCCACCUCCCAAGAGCCAUGGACACGCUUGGCUUACUACGUAAACUCGACGUCAGUUCCAACGAGCUGACGGACUUGUCGUUGCCGACCAGCGUCACGUCCCUGAAUCUGGCCUCGAAUGCCUGGUACAUGCCUGCCGUUGACCCGCGUUCGAUUCUCACCAUGAUCUGCCAGAAAGACCAUGCUUCGAUGAUCACAGAGCUCAACCUGUCCGAUGUAAAAAUGAACGAAAUGCCGGACAGCAUAGGGAGGAUGAAAUUCCUCAAGUCUCUGGAUCUCUCUCGGAAUCAGCUCAGGGACCUGACGGGCGAGAUCGGCAAGCUCCGAUUGCUGAACAGGCUGAACGUCAGUGACAAUGAGCUGUUGAGCAUUCAUGAGAAGGUCUCGCAACUGCAGUGUCUGGAGACGCUGGAUGCGUCGCAAAACAAGAUUAACGAGUUUCCCGAGGGUCUCUUGGAGGUUAUGUCGGUGGAGAAGCUUAAUCUCUCCUUUAAUAACAUCGCCACGCUUCCGGUCCACUUCGGAGAACUACACAAACUGGUGAUGCUGAAUCUCUCAAACAAUGAGCUGGAGGAAUUCCCCGAGGAUCGAAUAGACAUUCUGGCCUCACUCAUCACGCUGAACUUGUCCAAAAACCACAUCACCAAAUUCCCCACAGACCUACCUUACUUGUAUCGGAUACAAUUCCUGAUCGCCGCCGGAAACGAUAUUACUGAGCUUCCGUCGGACAUAAGCAAGAUGGCAGGAUUGGAGAAGCUGGAUCUAUCUGAUAACCUCUUGACGUCACUACCGGAGAACAUUUGCAAAAUACCGUCCCUCGUGAGCCUAGACGUCUCCGACAACUGCAUUACAGUCUUCCCUAAGAAGAUGGAGCAGCUGAGACAGAAAUGUGAGGUGAAUACUGAAGAUCAAGAUUCACUGAAAACUCGGGAGGCAGGAGACAGACCUUCUUCCUCCGCAGACUCCAAUCCAAGAGAAGGCAGUCCGAAAACGAAAGCGACAGGGCUCGACACAGAGGACUGA